Molecule: messenger RNA, 3658 nt
Organism: Patiria miniata (bat star)
Lineage: Eukaryota; Metazoa; Echinodermata; Asteroidea; Valvatida; Asterinidae
Product: meiosis-specific protein PAIR2-like
Exons: 17
Coding region: 372-2309 (645 amino acids)
Source: RefSeq, a predicted model, not a curated record
GACGACGGACAUGCGCGCUAGGCUUAUGAAUGAAGUCGACAACUUCUUGUUUACUCGAGUUCACUAGGCUACAACCUUUUCGCUUGUGUAUCGCCCGUCUGCCGAAACUAGACUGAACUAUUGAGAUCGUGAUAUAAUUGGGAGUAAAACCUCAGCUUUAAAUAAAUUCAAGUGUUGGCUAUGGGAGAGUAGGACCUGUGAAACUGAAACUUUGAGAGCGAAACUGAAGAGGAUUUGAGCGGCAUGACCUAAACUCGGAGCGUGUGCAUGCUGCAACGUUAGGCCUAUACGACGUUAGUGUGUUCGGUGUCAAUUCUUGCCUAGCAUCAGCGAUUUGUCUUUGCGUGUGGAGUGCAAAUAGAAAAUCCAACAUGACUGCAACUGCGCAGAGAGUGAGAGAAAAGACAGGAGAGUGGUCGUCCAUUUUCCCUCCACAGCAGAUAUCCGAGACACAAUCGGCUCUCUUCAUCAAGAAACUACUGGCUGUAGCGGUCUCCAACAUCAUGUACCUCAGGACAAUCUUUCCUGAGCAUGCCUUUGGGGAUCGAUGCUUGGAAGAUCUGAAUUUGAAGAUAUUGCGUGAUGACAGUGCGUGCCCUGGGGCAUGUCAAGUGAUCAAGUGGGUCAAAGGUUGCUUUGAUGCACUGGACAAGAAAUAUCUUCGAGCACUUACCAUUGGGAUUUACGUUGAUCCAAAUGAACCUGAUACUGUGAUUGAGUCUUACACCUUCAAGUUUUGCUACAAAGGUGAAGGUAUCAAGAUAUACAGGAAUGAUACGAAGAUUGCCGGGGCGACCACGGAGGCAGAAACCAAGAAGGCAACGACUCGCCUGCUCCGUACCAUCGUCGUACUGACACAGAGCCUCAAAUCUCUCCCUGAUGAUGUCAUCAUCACCAUGAAACUUCUCUAUUAUGACGACGUCACCCCAGCUGACUAUGAGCCGCCAGGCUUCCAAGCCGCUGAGAAUGAUUUGUUCCACUUUGAAGAGGAGCCUAUGAACAUCAAAGUUGGAGACGUGUCAACUUCAUUUCACACUGUGAAGCUACGAAUCAAGACGGACCGUAAGCAAUUCGAGCUACGGGAGGACAAAGCAGAGGAAGAGGGUGAUGCGGUUGCCAUGGAGACGGACAAUGAAGAAGUGGUCAGCAACUCGGCACUUGACGAGGAGGAAGCUGAUGUGAUUCUUCUUGAGGAAGAUCAGGAGGUGGCUGCAAAACCAGUCAACGUGAAGGCGCCCAAGCUGGAAAAAGACAAAGAUCGGUCUGAAGCCCAGAGGAAACCACCAAAGAAGAGCCAGACUGAACCUGUUAGCUGUGAUGUACCAGCCAGUAGCCCCCAUAGGCCUGCCAAAGUGGACGAAGCAUCAACUCCUGCUUCAUCUUCCUCAUCCAACAUGCCAUUCAUGAACGAGGAACAAGAAGAGAACAUCGUUCGCUGCCCUUGUGGAUGCAAUGAGGAUGACGGUUUGAUGAUUCGUUGCGAGGAGUGUAAACUGUGGCAACACGCCGUGUGCUUUGCAAUCAUAUCAGAAGAUGACGCCCCAGAGCAACACGUCUGUAACCAGUGUGCAAAGAUUGUUCCCCGUCACAUGAAGCCCACAGACCCCUACCUGACCACCCUAGCCCCCGUGGUGCUCCAGGCAACCUGUCUCUGGCGCCGCGCCUUGCUUGCCGCCACUGAGAUGGACCGCAUCCUAGUGCCCAACUUCUCCCGUCGUCUGGGCGUGGAGAUCACCGUUGCUCAUGGGCUGAUCAAUCGGCUGGAGAAGGAGGGAUACUGCCAGAAUGCCAAGGGAAAGAGACUCGGCAGACUCGUGAACAAGGAGAAACUGAAGUCCGAGGGAUUUAAGAAGUACUUUGAGAAGAAGGGACGAGGCAAUGACAUCCCCGCCAAGAAACCAGACAAAGCCAAGCCGAGCCAGGAAAGUCCAAAAAGUCAGAAACCUGCGUCCCAGAGAGCCAAACAAAAAAUCACACAGGUUGACAAGCUUGCUGAGCAAACUGCCGGGCUGACCAUGACUGGACGUCUCCGGCCUCGCCAGACAACUCAAGAUGCUCCUCCUAAACCUGCCUCCUCUGCAUCCUCUCAACAAGACGCAUCAUCAACUGCUCCAAAGGCUUCCUCUCAGCAGAGCAAGAAGAAAGACGGGAAGAAAGCUCAAGCAAGGCAGAAGAGAGCAGUGCCUCUGAACGAUGAUCGAUACGAGUUUGAGUUGUCCAGCAGCCAAGAUCCAGACCAUCAGGAGUUGGGAGGACGUGGACGCAAACGUCGCAAGUCCAGCAUCGUUACUCGCACAGUCAUGGUAUGAAAUAAAAGAAAGUCACAUUCGACUUUUCCUUCCCUUUCCAUCUCUCAACACACUUCCAACUUAAAAAAAACCAAAAAACAAAAUAAAGUUCAAUUUUCUGAUGUGAACGUCAGUGUUUUGAUGUCUUCCAAGUCGCAAGUUUAAGCUCCGGUUGCAAUCUAAUUAUUCUUUUCGAUAACAUUCUUUUUAGUUUAAAUUGUAUAUGAGAAAAUGAUAUUUUGUUUUUAUAGUUUUAAAAAGUUUUAAGGUAUGAAACUUUUCCUCGGCUCAUCCGAUUUCUUUGUUUUUUCACUUCACACUUAUGCCAAAGAUUAAAAAAAAAUGUAUAAAUUCUUGUAAAGCAUGAAAUUUCCUCUUUUUAAAUUAAACUUGGCGGUAAAUGUACAAUUGAUUUGUCAAUUGUUUUUUUUUUUGGGGGGGGGGGGAAUUUCGUGAAAGCAAAUUAAGUAAUCAGUUAAAAUGCAAACUUUUGCUUUUACGAUAUAUUCUUAGUUGCAACAGUUGCAAUAUUUCUACAAAAGGAAUUUUUCAGCAAAGAUUGUUACAAAGAUAAAGUGGAUUACUUUCUUUUUGAUGUUUUGAAGGUGUAAUUAAUUAAGCCUAAUACAUAAUAUAAAUUUGAAUCAAAAAUUAAUAUAUAAAAUAAUAAAUAGACCUAAAUUCAAAUGCAAAAAUUAUAAAAGACUUAGAAUUCAAAAAUCUGUUAAAAUUUGAGUAGAAUGAAUGAAAUCCUUGAACAAGUUUUAUUGAAAUAUUGAAUUAAUUAAGAGUGUAAAGUAAGUUUUUAGUGGCCUUUUGUAGGAUUUGUUGAAAUUCAUGUCAGUUUUUGAAUUCUUUGAAAAAAGUUGAAGCAGAGUUUUAAACCUGAUUUCUGAAAUAACUUACAAGUAUUUGCGGGCUUUUGUUGGUAGUUUUGUGGUUUUCACUUUCAGUGGCUAAAAAGUCUUAAAAUGUUUCCAGAAAUUAUUGCCAGUUUUUAUUGAUAGGUCAAACAGGCAAGACGGAUAACUGAUACCAAGAAAUAUGCUGAGCUUUACUUUUAAGAAAUAAGCCAGAGCUCUUUUAUUCCAGUCUAAAAAGAAGACAUAAUGUGAAAAGUCACAUGUAUUCCUUAAUAAGUAAUAAUUUAAUUUUAAAAUGUAAUGUUAUUAUAGUACAUGUAAUAUAAAUGUUAAUUAUGUUCUAAGAAUACACGUUUAAGGUAUAUUUCAAAAAUUAUUUAAGAAUGGAUUUGUUAUUUUAAAAGCAGUAUGGUGUGUUUAAUUGGUUCAUGUUGAAAAUAUUCUCAUUUUUACUAACUGUUCAUUUAAAUUAAUUACAGAGUUUAGAAAAACUAUUUAAACUUUCAU